Messenger RNA from Alosa sapidissima (American shad), 593 nucleotides. Its product is annotated as growth arrest and DNA damage-inducible protein GADD45 gamma-like. Gene Ontology annotation, biological process: regulation of cell cycle. The record is from RefSeq and is a predicted model, not a curated record. The transcript has 3 exons. Gene Ontology annotation, cellular component: cytoplasm; nucleus. Bases 4 to 429 code for a protein of 141 amino acids. NCBI's taxonomy places the organism in Eukaryota, Metazoa, Chordata, Actinopteri, Clupeiformes, Clupeidae.
AGAAUGCAGGUCAUCGGUACUGCUUUGGAAGAGCUACUCGUUUCGGCGAAGAAUCAAGAUUGCUUGACAGUCGGGGUACAUGAAUCAGCAAAAGUCAUGAAUGUUUAUCCAGACAAUGUGGCAUGCUGCGUCUUAGUGAUUGACGAGGAGUACGAAUGCGACAUUGCCCGUCAGAUUCACUUCACCCUCAUCCAGGCUUUUUGCUUUGAAAACGACAUCAACAUCGUGAGGGUGAAUGACAUCGAGCGCCUUGCCAGUAUUGCUGGCAUUGACGAGUCGGAGGAAUCUAAAGACGUUCACUGCCUUCUUAUCACGAGCCCAAAUGUGGACUCGUGGAAGGAUCCUGCUUUGGACAAACUCCGGCUGUUCUGCAAAGAGAGCCGCGGCAUGUACGAGUGGGUGCCGACAAUUACCCUCCCCGAGCGCUGAACUGGGCCACUUCUCUACGCUUCUGCAACAGAAGGAGAAGGAACCUAUUCCGGAUCACCGAGUGUGAAGUUCCCACUCUGAUAGCGGAGGAUGUAAAGCGAACCUCCAGAUUUCGGGGACUCUCUCUGGAAUUCCGUGCUGGCGCUGACUGGAUGGGUACAGGA